Molecule: messenger RNA, 1278 nt
Organism: Cercospora beticola
Lineage: Eukaryota; Fungi; Ascomycota; Dothideomycetes; Mycosphaerellales; Mycosphaerellaceae
Product: peroxidase family protein
Molecular function (GO): peroxidase activity
Source: RefSeq, a predicted model, not a curated record
AUGAAGUUUUCUACCUCUUCUGCGCUCCUUAGCGCUAUUCCUUUGGCUGCUGCCUUUCCAGCACAUCUUCUUGAGCAGGCAAGAAACGACCCGAAUGUGGUUGCCCGCGCCAAUGAGGUGCUUGCCAAACGUCAAAAGAGUGCGGAUGCUGCGACUGCAAUCUUCGAGGCCAUCCCAACCUUCGAUGCGGAGAAGCAAUUGAUUGAUGUAUCAGAGGGCUCAGGCCAUGAAUGGCAAGCGCCAGGACCUAAUGACCUUCGAGGUGUUUGUCCCGGCCUGAAUGCUUUCGCCAACCAUGGCUUCCUACCUCGCUCUGGAUAUGCCACCGUCGCCCAAUACAUCGAUGCGACAAUGAACGUGGUGGGGAUGGGCACAGAUCUUUCCGCCUUCUUGGCAGUACUAGGUGCUUUAAUCGACUCAGGUGACCUAAUGGCUUGGUCUAUGGGAGGAACACCACCACCGGGCGUCGGAGGACCCCUUGCCCAGAGAGGCAACGGCUUGAUUGGCAGCCACAACAAGUACGAGAAUGACAUCUCCCCAACUAGAGGCGACUUGUACGAGAUCGGCAACAACUACAUCACCAAUGCGGAUCAGUUCCAGGAUAUGAUCGAUGCCAACCCUGGUGGAGAGGUGACCUUGGAUGGUCUGACUGCCUACCGUUCGCAACGUUUCGAUCGCCAGGUCGCCAACAACAAAUACUUCUUCAACGGACCAUUCCCUGGACUUCUCGUGCAACCUGCAGCGUUCACGUUCAUCUACCGCUUCAUGGCCAACCACUCCGAAGAAGACCCAAUCGGAACGCUCAGCUACAGCACUAUCCAGAGCUGGUUCGGAAUCGAGGGCGAGAACGGCAACUAUGUAGCUCGCCAGGGACAUGAGCGCAUUCCCGACAACUGGUACCGACGAUCCCUGACUGCACCAUACUCGAUUCCAUACUUCCUCGGUGACGUCUUGAACGCUGCCCGUCUCCACCCCAAAUUCCUCAACAUCGGCGGUAACCUCGACGGAAAGACCAACAACUUCGCCGGCGUCAACGUGGAAGAUCUCACUGGUGGUGUCUUCAACAGCGACGAUCUUCUCAAGGGCAACAACCUCGGCUGCUUUGCAUUCCAGACCGUUGCGCAGGCCAAGGCUGAUUUGAUCCUCGACAAUAUUCUUAAUGGUGUGCAGGAUGCUGUUGGAUCCAUUGUGACGCAGCUGGGUUGCCCGCAAUUGAGGGCCAUCGAUGAAGCUCAGCUUGAGCGAUUCCCGGGUUACCAGAAGUCUCCGAUCUUUUGA